This is a messenger RNA of Cherax quadricarinatus, 1445 nucleotides long. NCBI's taxonomy places the organism in Eukaryota, Metazoa, Arthropoda, Malacostraca, Decapoda, Parastacidae. The record is from RefSeq and is a predicted model, not a curated record.
AUGGAGAAUCUUGCACCCUCUACUGUCAAGCAGAUGCAAGAUACGUCGAAGUGCAGUAAGCUUCCUGGCCACCUUCUUUGUCAGGGUUACAGUAUGGUUCUUCAUGUUCCUUGUUAUUUUCCUCUUUUCAGAUACUUAGUAACACCUUUAAUGGGAGCUGACCUCAACAACAUCGUUAAAACGCAAAAACUCACAGAUGAUCAUGUCCAGUUUCUCAUAUACCAAGUUCUUCGUGGCCUCAAGUACAUUCAUUCGGCAGGUAUUAUUCACAGGGAUUUGAAGCCAAGCAACAUAGCAGUAAACGAAGAUUGUGAAUUGAAAAUAUUAGACUUUGGUUUGGCAAGACCCACAGAAUCUGAGAUGACGGGUUACGUAGCGACUAGGUGGUAUAGAGCGCCGGAGAUUAUGCUUAACUGGAUGCACUACAAUCAGACAGUUGACAUAUGGUCGGUGGGAUGCAUAAUGGCAGAGCUCCUAACAGGGAGAACAUUGUUUCCUGGUGCUGACCACAUAGACCAGCUGAACAAGAUUAUGAAGCUGGUGGGAACGCCCAGUAAGGACCUUAUUGAUAAGCUCUCCAGUGAAGAGGCACGAAAUUACAUCCGUUCACUACCACAGAUGAGGAAGAAAGACUUCCGGCAAGUUUUCAGGGGAGCCAAUCCACUCGCUGUAGAUUUGCUGGAGAAGAUGCUAGAGCUUGAUAGUGAGCGCCGGGUAACAGCAGUACAGGCACUGGCACAUCCAUACGUGGCCCAGUAUGCAGACCCGACUGAUGAACCUGACAGUGAGCCUUAUGAUCAGAGCUUUGAGGACAUGGAAUUGCCAACAGAGAAGUGGAAAGAACUGGUGUACAAAGAGGUGACUAACUUCACACCAAAGCCUACGGUAAUUGCCGAGGAGGCAGAGAGAGCCCAGUCUGCAGCCAAUUGAGGGAUAUAAGUGGGUAGGAAGAACAAGCUCUUUCUUAACAUGCAAGGAAUGUUUACAUAAUGUUUAAGGUUCAUUAUACCCAUGAAUGUUGGGGGAAAUUACCGGUAGGUAAUUCCACAGGAUCAUUCUCAGGAGAGUAUGAAUAAAAAAAAAUAUUUUGAGGGUGUAUAUAAGAACCACUUGCUAAGAUUCUCUGUAUACUACUUUGGUACUUUAUUAAUAAUAAGUAGAAUAACUGAAGUGUCAAAGCAUACUUAGAAAAUUCAGUAUUCAAUUUUAUCAUGGACCUCAAAGAUGCAGCUUGAGAGGAGACUAGGAAAGUUUUGUCACUGAGUGUAUUAAUAACUUUCCAAGUUUUCAAUGUGAUUCAGAUUUUUGGUACACUGCUCCAAUUUAAGACAAUCAUAAGAUAACACAUUUUGGUUAAGGGAGAGGCAAGGUAAAAUAAAAAUUGUGAAUUCACAUUUUUUUUUUUUUUUUUUAGUUAGUAAAAAAAUAAAUGAAUACUGACUUUA